AUUGGAUGAAUAGGCCCUUUCAUAUAUAUGAAGCUAGCUUAAUUAUAAUUAGUAUUAAUAAAAGAUUAUUUUUCUGUAUCUAAAGACCCUAUUCUAAUAAAAAUAGAAAGGAAAUGGAUUAUGUAGUCUUGCCAUAUUUAGUAAUCAUUAUAACAUGCCAUUAUUAUGUAGAUAAAUAUAAAUAUAUAGAUGUAGAUAUAUUUAUAUAUGUGUAUGUGUAUGUGUAUGCCUAUGCCUAUACCUAUACCUAUGCCUAUGUGUAUCUAUCUAUCUAUCUAUUUCUAUAGUUU
Molecule: messenger RNA, 290 nt
Organism: Cokeromyces recurvatus
Lineage: Eukaryota; Fungi; Mucoromycota; Mucoromycetes; Mucorales; Mucoraceae
Exons: 1
Coding region: 114-287 (57 amino acids)
Source: RefSeq, a predicted model, not a curated record